Messenger RNA from Cotesia glomerata, 1726 nucleotides. Its product is annotated as E3 SUMO-protein ligase ZBED1-like. Lineage: Eukaryota; Metazoa; Arthropoda; Insecta; Hymenoptera; Braconidae. The transcript has 3 exons. Bases 83 to 1702 code for a protein of 539 amino acids. The record is from RefSeq and is a predicted model, not a curated record. Gene Ontology annotation, molecular function: protein dimerization activity.
ACAAUAAAAACGUUCUGUUGCAGCAGUUGAGGAACCCUCUAACUCUACUGUUGAGAGAAAAAAAUUAAAGACUCAGACUCAAAUGGCGAAGAAUCCUGUUCUUCAGUUGUAUGAAAAAGCAAAUUCGUAUGCAGAUGGAGGUGUAGAAGCUGAAAAAUUGACGAAUUCUCUUCUGUAUAUGGUAGCUGUUGAUUAUAUGCCACUCUGCUCCGUUGAAAAACAGGGAUUGAGACAAUUUGUGAAAACCGCAAGACCUCGUUAUUCUAUGCCCUGUCGUAAGACUAUUACUAAACUAAUGAGUGAUAAAUAUGAUGUCCUGAAAAUAAAAGUCAUGAGCGAUAUAGGUAAAUGCCCAUUUUACUCAUUGACAUGCGACAUUUGGACUGAUAUUUCCCAGAAAAGCUACUUAGGUGUAACUGUCCAUUAUUUAUCUGCUAACAAUCUGGAAGUAAAAAGCACAAAUCUUUGUGUUCAGUCACUGGAUUCCGCGCAUACUGCAGAAAAUAUAGCAUGCUCUUUGAAAAUGAUUUUCGAAAAUUACAAUUUGGAUAUAAACAAAAUAGUAGCCGUGACUAGUGACAGUGCACCGAACAUGAUAAAAUCGAUUAAUACAGUUUUUCAACCGGAAAACGAUAGACGACUCCCAUGCUUCGCUCAUCGCUUGUCUCAUGUGGUUCCUACAGCUAUAUCCAAAAUGUCAAAUAUUAAAGAAAUCAUCGACAAAGUCAAACGUAUUGUGAUGGUUACCAGAAAAAGUGUUCCUGCUUCUGAUGAAUUGCUGAGACUUCAAAAGCGUGACGGUAAAACGGAUGGGACUGCACUUAAAUUUAUUCAAAGCGUUGAAACGAGAUGGAACUCGACCUAUGAUAUGCUUGAACGAUUUUUACUUUUGGAAAACUAUGUUUAUCCUGUAACUUCUAAGUGCAAUCAUCCACCUCCGUUAUUAAGUCAUGAAGAAACUACCAUUUUAAAGGAUCUUGUUCAUUUGAUGAAACCUGUGAUGAUUAUUAUAUCUCAAAUAAGCGGCGAUUCUUAUUUGACAUGCAGUAUGAUUAUUCCAAGUGUUGCAAUUAUGAAAAAAGAAAUCUCCUUAUCGAAGCCAAAAACGGAAGAAGGGAUAGCAUUCAAAGCUCACCUAUCUGCUUCUCUUGAUAACCAAUUUAAAGAUAUUGAGUCAUUCAAAAUACUGGGCAUUACAACUAUAUUGGAUCCUCGUUAUAAAAAAUUACAUUUCCAAAGUGCGAUGUCCGCCGCGAAUGCUGUAGACUUCAUAAACAAACAAAUGAAGUUGAGCUUUUCUAAAAGUUCUGGGUCUAAAUCAGUUUCAACUGAAAAUAUAUUCGUAGAGGAGUUAAACGCAGAUAACAUUUGGCGGUACCACGAUGAACUUGUAGCCAAAACUAAGGCAAAAGUUCACACGAUGGAUGGAUUAACUUUUGAACUGAAACAGUAUAUGACACAGCCAAUAAUUGAUAGAUCUGAAGAUCCCUUAAAACAUUGGCAAUUAUUGAAACCGUCUCUACCUAAUUUGUAUGAAGUGGCUAUGAAAUAUUUUUGCGUUGUUGGAACAUCUGUUCCAUGUGAGCGACUUUUUUCUGAAGCUGGUAACAUUAAGACUGCCGAUCGUAAUCGACUGACAGGAAGUAAUUUAAAUAAAUUACUUUUUUUGAGCAGUUUAAGUAGUGAAGAAUGGGGAUUAUAGGUUAUAAUUUAUAACUAAAUCUUU